AUGUUACAGAAUGGGGCGUAUGCUUUUAAAAACGGACAACUGCCCGUUACAACGAUAAACCCCCAAAUGAUCAUUGCAAAUCCGGCGAUGAAAGCGGUAACAACGGCACCGAAACAACAACAACAACAACAACAACAACAACAACAACAACAACAACAACAACAACAGAUCCGCUAUCAAGUGGGCGGUCGAUCGGCGUGGGUUGGAAUGAAUGGCAAUGGUGGAAUCGAUCUGUCGACCACUCCCGAUUCGGGAAUCCAAUCUGUGCCCGGCACUCCAAAUGCCGAGGUUCUCUCUCCUCCAACAACUGAAUUGUUGAACAGCUUCUCCGAGGAUAUCAGUGAAGAGAACGAGUCUUUUGACGAUAUGCCACUUUUGAUCCCAGCGAAUCAAGAAGAGAAUUUGUUAUCGUUGUUGAGCGAGAGCCUCCCACAACAAAUGAGCUCACGGAGUGUCGAUGAUUCAGUCGAAUCGGCAGUUCACGGCUCCGAGUGUGAGCAACCGACGAGCGGUCCCUCGUCACAUCAUUCAAUAAACAUCUCACCGAAUAUGGAUCCACAGGAAAUCGCUGAGAUCAUUGCUCAGAGAAUGGACCCAGAAAAGGUGAAAACCCUGACGAAUCUGAUGCGAAAAAAAGCAAAGCUUGUCUCGAAGGAACCUGCAAAUGAGACAUUCGAUUGGUCGGUGAAAAAAGAGGGAAAGGGAUCAAUGAUAGGAACGAAAAGAAGUCGACCAUCGAGUGGUGGAAGUGAGGAAACGAGAAGGAGUGAAGAAGAGGGGAUGGCUGCCUUCAACAAGAUUGAUGUGAAACAAGACAUUGCUCAGGAGCCGCUCAGCAAAGCUCCGAAAAUUGAAAUACAAAAGAAACGCCAACGCCAAGCGAAAAGCGUCGAUCGUGAGUCGAAUAGUCGGGCAGAGAUUCAGAACAAUGAGGAUGAAGAGAAACCGUCGACGAGCAAGUGUCAAGAGGUCGACAAUGAAGUGAAUGAUCUGCCAACGCCCAUCAAUGAACGCAUCAUCGAGUACAGAAAAGCGGCAAGAGAUCAAUUCAAUCAUUGUGUUGACGAGCUUUGGCUGAGGAUUGGAGCAGAGUUGAAGAAUUUGAGGAUAAACGAGAAAAAGAGAGAAACGCCGGCGAAAAUGAACAAAUUCCCGAUCAGAAUCAAAUGGGAUGAGAUCGAGAAGAAGUUGAAGAGAGAAACGAAAGAGAUUGAAGAGAGAAAAGCUGUGAAACAAGAACUUCUGAAGAAGAAAAAAGUGGUGGAGAUUGUGGAAGAAGUGAAAGAAAUCAAAGAACUCAAAGAACUCAAAGAACUCAAAGAAAUCAAAGAAAUCAAACAACUCAAAGAAAUCAAGAAGGAAUCAAAAGCAGGUCUUGGUCGUCCAGCAAAGAAUGGGAAACUGAAAGAAGUGAAGAUUCGAUUGCCAAGAUCCGAGCCAAAGAGAGACAGAAGUGGGACAAGAGACACAACAUUUGUAGCUGAUGGAUAUCAACACUUGGCAACAAGCACAGCCUUCGAGGGUGGCCGAGUUCCUGGAUGGAGUCAUCCACCGCCGAACACUUCAUGUGGUUGCAAGAAAGACUGCGGGGAUUCGUGUCUCUAUCGUCUCAUUCGAAUCCAGUGCACCAGCUCGUGUCAAGCCGAGAAUUGUCACAACAAGCCUUUCCUCAACCCAUGCGAUGAUCUCUAUACAAAUGAGAAAUCUCAAAGCAAAUCAAAUCAUCAUCAAAAAGAGGCCGAAAUUCAUCUAUAUUCUCGAAGAAGAAUCCAUUCUGGAGCAUUUGUGUGUGAGUUCGCUGGCGAAGUGAUCAAUCAGAAGGAAAUGGAAAAAAGGAUUAAAAACGAGUAUUCGGAUAAAACGAUACGAGCCUUGGCGUUGUGUUCGCGGAUAUUUGUUGACGCGACUUUGAAGGGAAAUCUCGGCCGCUUUGUCACUCACUCGUGCACCGCAAAUGCUGAAUUUCAAGUGUGGCUUGUGAAUGGUCGCCUCAAAGCGGGAAUCUUCGCUAGAGAUGAAAUCGAUAAGGAUACAGCGAUUACGGUUUCCUUUUCUCGACAAUCCCCAAUCGAAUGCUUGUGUGAAUGCAAGAAAUGUCUCUCGCAAGCCGCCACUUCUCCAGUUUACAAUAAAGCUGCUCGGAAUCCUCAUUUAGCAAUGGCUGACGAUAUUUGCUUCAAGGAAGAGAGCAUCGUUCAAAAGGAGCGCUUAUUCUUGCUUAGAAAUCGGGCUCUUUUGGUGAAUCGAGCCGUUUGGAAUGGAGCGCCGAUUCGUUUACUGGCAGUGGAUCGAGUGGGUAAAGGGUCGAGGAAUGCAAUGAGACAUGUCCUUCAAUUGAUCGCGAGACGUGCCCGUUAUCCAGACGGAUCAAUGCCAUUGAGGCUACUAAAAUACUACUCAAAGUGCAUCGAAUCUCUCCGUUUUGGCGCUGACAAACGAACGUUCAUCGAGCAUCUGAAAGAAUUCUCCCGAGAAUCGAAUUGCUCAAAACUUCACAAAAAACUUAUCGAUUGUUACUUGGGCAAAAAGGCAAUCACCUCCAGAAUCGAGAUAAAAGAAGAGAUAAAAGAGGAGAAAGACGAGGUGAAGAGCGAGGGAUCACAAAGGGAUGAGAAGCCAAGGAAGCGAUUGUCUGGAGUGAAUUUCGAGUAUCUGCAAUGCGAUCAAUUGAUCGGCUCUUAUGACCCAGACGAUGCUUGGCCAACGGGGAAAGCAAAUGAAUGCGACGAUGCGAUUCGAUGCAUUUGUGGAUCGUUGGAAGAAGAUGGGAAAAUGCUACAGUGUGACGAGUGUCACUACUGGCUGCACAGUGAUUGCAUUGGAAUGGAGCCGAGUGGAGAAGUGAUUGAUGUGAAACAAGAAAUUGCUCAAGAGUCGCUCAGCAAAGCUCCGAAAAUUGAAAUACAAAAGAAACGCCAACGCCAAGCGAAAAGCGUCGAUCGUGAGUCGAAUAGUCGGGCAGAGAUUCAGAACAAUGAAGAUGAAGAGAAACCGUCGACGAGCAAGUGUCAAGAGGUCGACAAUGAAGUGAAUGAUCUGGGAGAGUACAAAUGCAAUUUCUGCAACGGAAAGAUCACCUCAAAUCGACCGUCAACGGAUGUUAUCUUAAAGAAUCAACCCGAAGUGAGCUUUCCCGGCUGUACCUAUUUUAAGGCGCUCGUCAACGAGUACGGGAUCCAGAUUCGAUUAAAUGAAAGCGUUUACGUGGAGAAAUUGACGGGUGAUGAGCACAAAAAAUCCCUAAGAAAGUCUCUCGAACAAUCGGAAGCGGAUAACGAAAAGAAAGUGAAAAGAACACUGAAAAUAAAGAAGCCCUCCUCACAACUUCCAAUCCGAGAGUUCUCACGUCAAAAUGUUGGCAUCAUGCGGGUGGAGCGGUUGAUCUUGACGAGCGAUGGGAAGAGAUGGAUCUUCGGUUUCUAUUAUGCCCGUCCACACGAGACAUUCAAGGAUCCGACGAGGAAAUUCCAUCCAAAUGAGGUGCUCUCCACUCAAAUGUAUGAUACAUUGCCAUUAAAUGCAGCGGUUGGGCGAUGUUCGGUGCUGAAAUCCUCAAUCUGGACAGAGGGAUACCCAUCGAUUCCACGACUUUUGGUAAGGUUUUUGACAAGAUGGAAAGUA
Messenger RNA from Mesorhabditis belari, 3621 nucleotides. Lineage: Eukaryota; Metazoa; Nematoda; Chromadorea; Rhabditida; Rhabditidae. The record is from the annotation of a GenBank genome assembly.